AUGAAGAGCUGGUGCUUUAGGCGCGAUAUCUCAUCGAAGAUUCGUUUACGAUUUCCGACGGUUAAAAGUCUCAUCGAUGCCGGAUUGCUUACACAAAAGGAAUACGAAGCUCUUGAAAGCAUGCAUGAAGAGUGUAGGACAAUUCGUUGGAUGGCUCCUCUUCACUGGAUUCAACAGAUCAUGCGCAAAGAAGAAGAGGAAAACAAGCCGACGGCGGCUCUUCUGAAUAAUUUCUUGACUGAGCUAAAACUCUAUCGGCAGUCUUUACGUAAACUAUUUUGCUACGAUUGGGUUUGUGUGCCGCUGGUUUAUACCCAGGUGGCCGCACUGGCAACGUAUGCGUGUUUCUUUUUCGCUUUGUUUGGUCGCCAAAACCUCAUUCCGGAGUUAAAAGCGGGAAAGGAAAUCGAUCUUAUCAUUCCGAUCUUCACAAUCGUUCAAUUUAUGUUUUUCGUUGGAUGGUUCAAGGUCGGUCAGGACUUAAUGCGUCCAUUUGGUCUCGACGACGAUGACAUUGAGCUGAAUUAUAUCCUCGAUAGGAACUUUGCCACGUCAUUUGCUAUCACAAUGCCAUUCAAUUGGAGCUUCGAGUAG
Molecule: messenger RNA, 594 nt
Organism: Angiostrongylus costaricensis
Lineage: Eukaryota; Metazoa; Nematoda; Chromadorea; Rhabditida; Metastrongylidae
Source: the annotation of a GenBank genome assembly